UUAAGAUAAUAACAAAAUGCAUAAUUUUCAAGAUUCACAAGACUCGUGAGGAAUUCAAGGGCCGUCAAAUAAAAAUAAACAAAUGUUCUACUUAAAAGAAAGCAAACAAAUGAAAAGGAAUCAAGCAAGAUUAAUUGGCUAAAACAGGGUAUUUAAAUUUUCUUUUUGUACAUUUGUUAAAAAAAGAAAGAAAAGUCUUUUGAUACAUAAAGGCAAUUAUAAUCUAGUCAGUUGUAAAGAUACGUGUCGUUUUCUUGAAUAAAUUAUGUCUUGUAAUUAAGAUAUAAUUCUCAUGAGGACAUCCGACCAAUAAAUAUUUAUACGUUACAUUUCAAUAACGUAAUAUCACAUAUUUAUAUAAUUUUUCAUGAUAUUGUGUUAUUAAUUUGAACACCAGCAUGACACGAUAAUGUAUCUAAUUCAUUUAACGUCUUAGUUCAAUAAAUACUUAUCACAUAAUAAAUAAGUGAAAAAUAAAAUCUCUCCCGACUCUCAACCUAUGUGCAAUUGUACUUGAUUUCGAGUGUGUGUCUCUAAUCUCGCAAAUUAGAGUAGUUUAAAGUAUCGACUCGUGAAAUAGAAAUAAUCGAAUAGCUGUAAAGUCCGCCCCCAAAAGCCCCCGGCCAACAGAUUCCAAGUUUCCAACGGCAAAAGAAGAUCACCUCCCUCUCUCUCUCUUUCUCGCCAUUCCUUUUAACCAGACACUGACACUCUCCCCAAAUCAGUUCACCAGAAACAAACGGAAAAUCAAAUUCGAACCAAUCAAACAGAAAUUCCGUUAACCCAUCUCUCAAAAUCCCCGAAAAUACCCAAAUCCAACGUCAAGUUCCGACCUUUUUGUCCCCUCAUUUCUCAGACAAAUUCGAAAUCCGAUGGCCGGAACCCUGUUCUCGAAGCUCUCCGACGACGUCGUUCUGAACAUCCUCUUCAAGCUCGAGGAGGACCCGCGGAACUGGGCUCGGCUCGCCUGCUCCUGCACCAAGUUCUCCUCCAUGAUCCGCAACGUCUGCUGGAAGACCAAGUGCUACAAGGUCAUCCCCUCCGUCGUCUCCGCUCUCCUCACCGGCUCCACCGAGCCUGCCGGCGGCUGGGCCGCCCUUCACAAGCUCGCUGUCUGCUGCCCUGGCCUCCUCCACUCCGGCGUCCUCUUCGAGAACUCCGACUUUGGGCUCGAGCGCGAGCUCGGUCCCGACGAGAAUUACCGGAGAUUGGACUCCAAUCCGGUCGGCGCAUCUGCGGCGGCGAAUCCUCCGACCGAGGCUUCCUCGAGCCAAAUUGGCGCGAAUCAGGAGGUGGGAUCUUCUGGAAAUGAUUGUUCUUGGUCUCUGUUCGAUGAUCUUUAUUUCGAUACAGUCUAUAACGAUUCUGAAGCCCAUCAAGAGCAAGAUAAUCCCCAAUUAGAAUCAGCAGCGGCGGAGGCGGAUCAAGUCGCCGUGGAGAAUGGCGCCGUUCGAGUGGGCGGCGAAUUUUCGAUUUGCAAGAAAAGGAAGGUCUGCAGACCGAUGAGGUCGCAUUUGGCUUCUGGGGUCUGGAAUCUGAGCCGUGAGCAGGGCAACAAGCUUCUCCACAGCCGGUUCCGCGGCGAUCGCUUGUACAUUUGUGAUUGGCCCGGCUGCGUGCACAUCGAAGAGAAACGAAAUUACAUGCUUUUCAGAGGGAUUUUCAAGGAUUUCAAGGGGUCCCAAGUGUGGAGGACGAUCAAGGAUGGGAACCGCAGCAAGAUUGAUCUGAACUGCGCGUUUUGCGCCUGCAAAGACACUUGGGAUUUGCAUUCUGCCUUCUGCUUGAGGCGGGUUUUCGGGUACCAUGACGAUGGCGAGCCGGUUGUUCGAGCUUAUGUCUGUGAAAAUGGGCACGUCUCUGGGGCUUGGACUGACCUGCCAUUGUACUCUUGACACCUAACGGUUAAAAAUCUCAGAGUAUAAGAUACUCCGAAGCACCAUGGAGUUUUCGCUCUCGAGAAUCCGAGGAAGAAGGAUUGUGUUUUUAUUUCAAUGUACGUCAGUUUUUUCAAGAGUUGCUUCUGUAAUCUUUGUGUUUUCAAAGCCUUAUUCGUUGUAUUGUUGUAUUGCUGUUUGCGUUUCAACAAAGAUGUAUAAUUUCAAUGUCAUGUUGUAAGAUUUUGAUAAGAUUCUAAAUUUAAAUUGAGAUUUCGAA
Malus domestica (apple) is the source of this 2157-nucleotide messenger RNA. Its product is annotated as phytochrome A-associated F-box protein-like. Gene Ontology annotation, molecular function: protein binding. Lineage: Eukaryota; Viridiplantae; Streptophyta; Magnoliopsida; Rosales; Rosaceae. The record is from RefSeq and is a predicted model, not a curated record.